AUGUCUUUAGCGUUCCUGUCCAAAAAGAGUUGGCAUACAGCAAAUCUACGCAAUGUAGAAAAGGUCUGGAUCGCCGAACAAAAGCAUGCGGCCGAAGAGAAGAAAGUUGCAGAGCUGCGCAAGAACAUGGAAGAGGAGCGACAGCUGCAGGAAUUGAGACAACUACAAGCGGAUCAAGGCAAUAAAUCAGCAGCGGUAGAACGCGUCGAUUGGAUGUACGAAGGCCCGUCGGCUGCUCGGGAGAAGACGGCGGAGGAAUUUUUGCUGGGGAAAGAAUACAAGGGGGAAGAAGAGAAACCCGCUACAGAGGACGUGGACCUCAGUACGACGACCAAGUAUGGAUCAUUAGCACUGACUAAGAGUGUGUUGCCAGCUAACGACGCGUUCCAGCGGCUGAAUGAGGAUCCGAUGAUGCUCAUUCGUAAAAGACAGCAGGCUGCUCGUGAACAGGUACUGAAGAAUCCAGUCAAGAUGAAACAGAUUAAGGAUAAAGUGGACCGUUUGAAAGAGGAAAAGAAGACAUACAAAAAGGCCAAGAAGGCUGCGAAGAAAGAGAAAAAACAAGCGCGGCGAGAUGAAAAACGUCGACUCAAGAGAAAGAGAAAAUAUGGCCAUGACAGCGAUGUCAGCGAAAACGAUGAAAAGGAGACGGAGCACCGUCGCGAGGACUCUCACGACGAACAUCAUCGAGGAUAUGGUCGUGUUCGCGAAAGAGAGAGAUCACACACAAGGUCAAGGUCGAAGUCGCCAUUUUCUGCGCACCACGGUGGUAAUCGGCAGUGUGAUCGUCCGCAUCGUAGCGAAGGAAACCCAGAACGUCGCGGUCGGAGCCCUGCCCACCAUCCGUCCGAUCACUCGAAUCCAAGUCGAUAUGCCGACAAGCAUCGACGCGAAAGAAGCUCGUCUAGAGACCAACGUAAUUCAAAGCUGUCUUCAACACGGCAUUAUCGUAGUCUCUGCCGUAGUCCCAAGAAGGGCCGUGACGCCUUUGGUCGCGACAGACCUUCAUCACGACCACGGGACCGCUCAGUGGAUCGCCGCGGUAGAACGCUAUCCAGAAAAAGGGAUACAGACAGACGUAAUGAGGAUCAUCGCGAAAGGAGUCGAGAUCGUAGCUCAGCGGGUUAUAAGGAAAGGCGUCGUUCUCGUAGUCCUGUUGAUCGCCAAGAUGAUCGUCGCUCUCUUAGCCCAAGUGAUCGCAAAGACAGAUAUCGCUUUCGUAGCCCAGGUGGACGAUACGAAAAGAAGCGUAUAUCUACUAAACGUCAGAGUACACCUCGAGCGCGAAGCAUCCGACAGAGCAGUGGGUCGAGUGAACAAGAAAGAGAUUUCAUGAAGGUGCAAGGGCGUGAGCAACCUCGCAAGGAGCGGCGUAAACCGCUGAAUAUUGAGGGAAAGUAUGGCCUUAUCAGCAAAACAGGUGCAAUGGAAUCUAAAGAUGUCGAUAAGACAUCAUUGGGACCCAAUGCUAAGUACUUAGCAAAGGCUCGUGAGGCGAAACGACUUGAAGAAGAAGAACGUCAGCGCAAGCUUGGCAAGUCGUCGCAAAAGGAAUCUCGUGUGCUGACAGAUGAGGAGAAGAGGCAAAUGGCUCAACAGAUGGUGGAAGAUGCCAAGCAGCAUGACGAAUACAUUGUGAAGCGUGCGGCCCUGAAGAAAGGAGAGCUGGACAAACGCGAGCAAGACGUUACGAGCAGCAACCCAGACUUUCUCAGAAAACUGCAUUCGGAAGCAUAUUUGAAUGACGAAAGUAACAUGAGCGAUCGGCUUCGCAGAAACGCUCACUACAUUCAGAGGAAUGCUGACGCCUCCAAUUUCCUCUCGAUGUAA
This is a messenger RNA of Peronospora farinosa, 1830 nucleotides long. The record is from the annotation of a GenBank genome assembly. NCBI's taxonomy places the organism in Eukaryota, Oomycota, Peronosporomycetes, Peronosporales, Peronosporaceae.